Molecule: messenger RNA, 5276 nt
Organism: Halichondria panicea
Lineage: Eukaryota; Metazoa; Porifera; Demospongiae; Suberitida; Halichondriidae
Exons: 2
Coding region: 364-5106 (1580 amino acids)
Source: RefSeq, a predicted model, not a curated record
UACUGUGUUACGCCGAUAUCACCAAAAUGUGAAAAACAAUUAGUGGAAGUCAGUGAAUGCCAACGUGCUGGCUACUAACAGGCACUGAAAAACUGUUGGGAGAGCCCCAUGCAGUGAGCCCCAUGCAGUGAGCACCUAAAAACAGGAAUGGAAUUCAAAACAGAAACUUUACAUUUGCACACGGAGUACAAGAAAGGUUUCAGGCUUGGCCCAGCAUAAGUGUAUAGAAGUGACAACAUUUUUUAGUCGUUAAACUGUACUCAACAAGAACAAUUAUACGUAUACAUACCCAAUAUCAAGCAACUGCGGUCGUAAAAGAGCAAUCUCGAGUGAGUAAGUACACCUGACAAUGAGUAAGUGAGCAUGAAUCUCCACAUCGUCAGUGUACUAGCAGUGCUGGUGGUAUGCUAUAUUGGAAAUUCUGUAUCACAUCAUGUGUACAUUGUGGUACCAGAUGGAGCAUUACACCUGUGCCCAAAUGUGACAAAUCGUUCGUCAUGCCUAACAACACAGCAGCUUGGGAACAUAAGCCAAGACGAGAAUAUCAGCCUAAUCUUCUCUCAAGGCAAGCACUGGCUAUCUCAGAGGUAUACGUUUCUCAAUAUAAGUUUCAUGAACAUAACUGGUGACAAUAAAUCAACUAUCAGUUGCCAAGCAGAGAGCGGUUUCAGUUUUGAAAAUAUUGGACAUCUAGUGAUAGAAAAUUUGGAGUUGAAAGGGUGCACUCAAAGCCUGUCAAACGGCAGGACUGUGUCCAUUAGCAAUGUUGACACGGUUGAAAUUAAACACAGCAAUUUUUAUGACAACACAUGUUUCAUAAAUGGGUGUGCUCUACAGAUAGAGAAUUCAGACUAUGUCCUAAUCAACAAAUGCAUGUUUUACAAUAAUACAGCAGGAUGUUUGUCAUGUGAAGGUGGUGCUCUGUACGUUGUUAACACCAGCACUGUGGUGAUUAAUCAGAGUAGUUUCGAAAAAAAUACAGCAACAUCUGAUGCAGGAGCAAUCUCAAUUCAAGAGUCGCACGCCACUAUUUCAAACUCGCAUUUUUUUUUAAACAGUGCUGUGAGUACUGAAAACAGUUCAGGAGGAGCUAUCUAUUCUCACACAUCAAACUUGAAUAUUUUUCGGAGUAUUUUUGUUGGCAACAUAGCUAUAUAUGGCGGGGCUCUCUCUGCUCUAGACAGCAAUGUUACAAUAAUACAAAGUACCUAUAUGUACAAUAGAGGUGCUUUCGGAGGGGCUCUCUCUGCUUUAGACAGCAAUGUUAUGAUAUUACAAAGUACCUAUAUGAACAAUGGAGGUGCUUUCGGAGGGGCUCUCUCUGCUCUAGACAGCAAUGUUACGAUAAUACAAACUACCUAUACGAACAAUAGAGGUGGUUUCGGAGGAGCCAUUUACAUCCAUAGCGGAUAUGCCUACAUUGAGCAGGGUCAUCACAGCGAUAAUAUUGCUCAAAUAUAUGGUGGUGUAAUUUUUGCGAAUAACAGUAUGGUCAUCAGCAAUAGCAGUUCCUACACGAGAAAUAGUGGGGAAAUUGCUGGUGGAGUCAUUGGUGCUCAACAAAACACAAUAAUUUCAGAAACAGAAAGUACGCACAAUCGGAAUACGGCUCCAAUAGGUGGUGUGAUAUUUGCUGAUACCAUAGCGUUGCUUGAAAGUGAAAGUUGUGUUUACUCUAACAAUAGUGCGAAAACUGCUGGAGCUAUACUCACAUUGGCCACAACAGUCAGACUCAACAAAUGCAUUUUUAAAAACAACAUUGCAACUUUGCUAAACGAGGAGCCAGUAACCAACACAAUGAACAGUUUUAUUGGAUUGAGAGCAGUCACUGGAGGGGCUAUAAUAGUGGUAGAGAGUUGUCUAUCAAGCUCUGGUACAGUCUAUACUGGAAAUAAAGCAACACAUUUUGGUGGAGCAAUAUAUGCUUUAGAGAGUACAACCAACUUUGAGGGUGAUACCUUCAGUUUCAAUGAAGCAGAAGAAGGAGCAGCUGUUUAUGCUACGGCAAAUCAAACUACUACUAGCAACUCAACUUUCACCUCAAACCAAGCAUUCACAAAUGGUGUAUUGUUCGCACUUAGUGUAGACGUACACAUCAAAGGCAAGUUCAUUAUGCAAGACAACAAUGGCUCAAUCAGCACAUUCGAUAGCUAUGUUUUCUUUCAACAGGAAUCUCUGCUUGUAAGAAACAAAGGUACAUCAGGAGGAGCUAUUAACAGCAUACAAAGUAUAAUUGAAUUUGAGGAAACAUCGGCUAUAACAAUACAGCACAACACUGCCAUACUAGGAGGUGGCAUCUCGUUGAUAGAAAGCAGCCUUAUAAUGAGGAGCUCAAAUGUUGUGAUUGAGAAUAACAAGGCUACUGAUAACGGUGGUGGAAUAUAUGCAAUACAGAGUCAGAUUGAGGUUAGACCAGCAGGACGGAAUGACACCAUUAUCGUAGCUAGCAACAUAGCUGAUCUAAAUGGAGGGGGAUUUUAUGCUAUAGCAUCACAAACGAAACAGUUUCGAGGACAUUUAUUGGUGGAAAACAACCAUGCGAGUGGACAAGGUGGAGCAUUCUAUCUCAGUAGUAACUCAAAAAUUUACAUCAAUAAAAUAGAUGAAGACACGAAUGUGACAGGAAAACAUACGAUUUUAACAAUAGUAAACAAUAACGCUGCUAUUGGAGGAGCUGUAUACACAGAAGACACCACAAACACUGGUUCCCUAUGCAGAAGAGUUAACUCUGUCUAUCAACAGCCAAUUGUAACUGAACAGUGCUUCCUACAGAUCAUACAGCUCUAUAUUAACUUCCCUUUCGCAGCUCCUGAAACAGCUUUCAACCUUACGACAACCUCUACACAAAAUGUAACGAAUGUACAUGAAACAACUACGUACAGCAAUGUUGUAUUCGCAAAUAACACUGCUACAGACAAAGGGAAUGCAAUCUAUGGUGGUUUGCUUGACAGAUGCACUUUGAACCCAUUCUCUGAAUUAACAAGUAACAUAGAUAACAUAAGCUCGUAUAAUGGAUUUGACUACUUAAAACUUAUGGUGGAAUUUGAAGGCCUAGCAGACUAUGAGAGGCUGACAAUGGAAGACUACCCUUUUAACAUCAUCCGAAACAUAUCAAAGUCACGAGCUUCUAACUUGAUAACAUCAGACGCAGUUCGAGUAUGCUUUUGUACACAUAGUGGUAUUGUUGACUGUGCUUAUAGUCCCCCCAUCAUCUCAAUAAAGAAAGGCGAAACAUUCAAAAUCAGUUUAGUAGCAGUUGAUCAAUUGGAAAACCCAACUAGAGCAAAACUGAUUAGUACAGCUCAAUCUGCGAGUGGCGUACAACGUCUAAAAGAGGGUCAAGGAAAUCAAUUUCUUAAUGAUCACUGCACUGAAAUUCAAUACAAUGUGUUUGCAUCAGACAACACAGCACAAGUACAACUGUACACCAACGGACCUUGUGGCAAUCUAGGAAUAUCAGCCAGAACAUUAAACAUAAAUUUCAUCACAUGCACUUGCCCAGUCGGCUUUAUCCCUGUUCCUUCAGAUAUAGAGUGCAUUUGCCAAUGUCACAACCAACUCAUGAGUCAUGUGGAUGUGACAAAAUGCAAAGCUGAAAAUCAUACUGUGAGGCUCUUAGAUAACGUCUGGAUUGGAUUGACAGACAAUGAGAGUGACUUUAUAGUUCACCAAUGUCCGUUCAACUAUUGCGUUCGUAAACCACUCACACUCGGCCUUGACGAAUUGAGGAUCGACGAACAGUGUGCCAACAAUAGAACAGGAAAUUUGUGUGGUCGUUGUCAAAGUGGACUGAGUCUGGUACUUGGUUCAUCACGCUGCGUAAAAUGUUCAAGUUUCACGCUAUUCCUACUGAUCCCGUUUGCACUGGCAGGAAUAGUAUUAGUUGUUCUAAUCCUCCUCUUAAACAUGACUGUAGCUACUGGUACCAUUAAUGGCCUAAUCUUUUACGCUAACAUCUUAGGCGCAAAUCAUGCAAUUUUCUUAACAGGAAAUUCUUUCACUGUAUUCAUAGCCUGGGUGAAUCUUGAUCUGGGAAUUGAGACCUGUUUCUACCAUGGAAUGGAUGCCUACGGGAAACUCCUCCUACAGUUAGUAUUUCCAGCAUAUCUCAUCUUUCUGACAGCAGUAAUCAUUACUGCGUCAAAAUAUUCUAACAGAUUAUCAGCAAUGCUUGGAAAGAGGAAUCCAAUUGCCACACUUUCGACACUUAUUCUUUUAUCAUACUCUAAGCUCUUGCGUACAACGAUAGAAGCUCUUCAGCAUACAACCCUCAAACUUUCUGAAACCCCUACUAGUGUUUGGCUCAUUGAUGCCACUGUGGCAUACCUGAGUCCCACGCACAUUCCUAGGUUCAUAAUCGCUAUACUGAUCAUCUUAGUAGGAUCCACUUACACAGUUCUACUUUUGUUUGGACAAUGUUUCCAUUUAUGUUCAAAGAAGGCACCGAUGAAGUGGGUUCGAAAUCCAAAGUACAAUGCCUUUAUUGAUGCCUACCAUGCCUCGCUUACUCCUAAGAACAGAUAUUGGGUAGGCUUACUACUAUUGCUGAGGAUAUUUCAUUACAUGCUUUCAGCAUUUGCCACACAACCACAAACAAUUUUAUCUGUUGGGUGCGUUGCCUUUUUUAUCAUUUUGUUGAAACUAUUGAACACAAAAACCUACAAGGUGUGGUUAAUAGACACGCUUGAAACUUCAUUUAUAAUUAAUCUAGGACUUCUGACAAUAUCAACGUACUUCAUCAUGCUAACAAAUGGAGAGCAAGAAACAGUGACAGACAUUUCCGUAGCCAUAGCGUUCGUGACAUUCUUCUUUAUAACCUGCUAUCAUACCUACGAGUACAUUCUAAAGAGCACCACAUGUUUCCAAAGAUUGACUACAGACAGCAAAGUUUUUAAGGCAGCAAGUAAAUACAUCAAGAGGUUAACAACACAAAAGAGCAGUAAGAAUGUACAGCCACCAGGACACGGCUACAGAGAUUCAAUAAUUGAGAUAGACUCAGUUGUGCAUAUUAAUUCCUCUGAGAUAGACUCAGUUGUGCAUACUAAUUCCUCAUUAGCACCUCCUGUGUCAGAAACAACUUUCACGGUUAUCGAAACACCUAAGUGACAAUUUCCACCCAACAGAGUGACAGAAGAUUCACAUGCGUAGCAUAAAACACUAUCUUUAGAGCACAUUAGUUUAUAUUUUGUCAAUGAAAAGCUGCUAGCCACAAACAUUCCCCACUUUAUUUUGAUUGUCAAUUGUACUUUGCUACACACAUAAUUUAUAGUGCUAUA